AUGCUUCACUUUACCAGAACACAUUACGGCAACCAGAAAAGUUCAAAGCCCAACCCUCGUCAACAAAAUAAUUUCUUUUUUUCUUUUUUUCUAAUUUUUAUUCCACGCCGGGAUCUUUUCUUUUUUUCUUUUCUUUUUUCUUUUCUUUUUCUACUUUUUUUCUUUUCCUUUUUCUCUCCUUUACUUUUCUCAUCUUUCUUUCCUUUUCUUUCUUUCCUUCUUUUCUUUUCCAUUUUCUUUCCUUCUUUUCUUUUCUCUUCCUUCUUUUCUUUCUUUCAUUCAUUUCUUUUCUUUUUCUCUUUUCUUCUUUUCCUUUCUUUCUUUCCUUCUUUUCUUUUCAUUUUUCACUCCUUCUUUUCUUUCUCUUCUUUCUUUUUCUCUCCUUCUUUUCUUUCACUCCUUCUUUUCUUUCUCUUCUUUCUUUUUCUCUCUUUCUUUUCUUUCUUUCAUUCUUUUGUUUUUCUCUUUCCUUCUUUUCUUUUCUUUCUUUCCUUCUUUUCUUUUCCUUUUUCUCUCUUCUUUUCUUUUUCUUUUCUUUCUUUCUUUCUUUUCUCUUUCUUUUUUCCUCCUUCUUUUCUUUCUUUCUUUCUUUUUCUUUUUUCUUUCUUUCAUUCUUUUGUUUUUCUCUUUCCUUCUUUUCUUUUCUUUCUUUCCUUCUUUUCUUUUCCUUUUUCUCUCCUUCUUUUCUUUCUCUCCUUCUUUUCUUUCUAUUCUUUUCUUUUCUUUCUCUCUUUCUUUUCUUUCUUUCCUUCUUUUCUUUCCGUCUUUUCUUUUUUUUCCUUCUUUUCUUUCUCACCUUUCUUUUCUCUUCUUUUCUUUUCUUUCUCUUUUCUUUCUUUCCUUCUUUUCUUUCCGUCUUUUCUUUUCUUUCGUUCUUUUCUUUCUCUUCUUUUCUUUCCUUCUCUCUUUCUUUUCUUUCUUUCUUUCUUUUCUUUUCCUUUUUCUCUCCUUCUUUUCUUUCUCUUCUUUUCUUUUCUUUCUCUCUUUCUUUUCUUUCUCUCUUUCUUUUCUUUCUCUUCUUUUCCUUUCUUUCUCUCUUUCGUUUCUUUCUUUACUUCUUUUCUUUAUCUUUUUCUCUCCUUCUUUUCUUUCUCUCCUUCUUUUCUUUCUCUCCUUCUUUUCUUUCUCUCCUUCUUUUCUUUCUUUCCUUCUUUUCUUUUCCUUUUUCUCUCCUUCUUUUCUUUCUCUUCUUUUCUUUUCUUUCUCAUUUUCGUUUCUUUGUUUCCUUCUUUUCUUUUCAUUUCUCUCUCCUUCUUUUCUUUCUCUUCUUUUCCUUUCAUCUCCCUCUUUUUCUCUACCUUUUCUCUCCCCCCCUCUCUCUCUCCCUCCCUCUCUCUCUCUCCCCUUAUCGAUACAGAUAGUCUCUCUCUCUCUCUCUCUCUCACUCUCUCUCUCUCUCUCUCUCACUCUCACUCUCUCUCUCUCUCUCUCUCACUCUCUCUCUCUCUCUCUCUCUCUCUCUCUCUCUCUCUCUCUCUCUCUCUAUAUAUAUAUAUAUAUAUUUCUAUCUCUCCUUCUCUUUCCCAUUAUCUCUCUAUCUGUUUACUCCUUUCUCUUUCCCUCUUUCUCUAUCGCUCCCACUCUUUAUUUUCCUCCUCUUUUCGCUUCUUUCUUUUGUCUUUCUUUUCUAGAUCUCCCUCUUUUUCUCUACCUUUUCUCUCCCUCCCUCUCUCUCUCUCUCUCUCUCUCUCUCUCUAA
Acanthosepion pharaonis is the source of this 1698-nucleotide messenger RNA. The record is from the annotation of a GenBank genome assembly. Lineage: Eukaryota; Metazoa; Mollusca; Cephalopoda; Sepiida; Sepiidae.